Messenger RNA from Dicrocoelium dendriticum, 2139 nucleotides. The record is from the annotation of a GenBank genome assembly. Lineage: Eukaryota; Metazoa; Platyhelminthes; Trematoda; Plagiorchiida; Dicrocoeliidae.
AUGUCUGACGACAGGGACGAUGUAGUGGGACCUCUGCCUUCCGAGAUGACUGUACCAGAUUCCGAUGAGGAUCAUGAAGGCACCGUUGGCCCUCUACCUAGUGAAAUGCAGCCAGCAGAAGAAGAUACCACUCAGGUGGAACUACCUCCACCUCCUAAAAGGAAGAAAAGGGUUCUCAAAGGCGAAGCCUUGUAUUUGCGAAACAUCCCUACAGCACAGUACUAUGAAGUGAGCUAUAUGCACCGAAGUAUCAUCACGCAUGUGAUGUACACAAAAACUCAGUAUCUACUAACCUGCAGUAACGAUGGCCAUUUGAAAUUUUGGCGGAAGGCAGAUGGUCUCGGGUUGGAUUUCGUGAAACAUUAUCGCGCACACUUGGGUACGAUUCUCGGCCUAUCCGUCAGCUGCGACGGCGAACUGGCGUGCACGGUCGGUGAUGACAAGACCGCAAAAGUGUUUGAUGUAAUCAAUUUCGAUAUGAUAAGUAUGAUGAAAUUGGACUUCGUUCCUUACGUCUGCUGUUUUAUCCACACUACCCGAGACGAGGUGUCAGCACUGGCUAUCUCCGAUCAAGAUAGCCCGAAGAUUUAUGUUUACGAUGCGCGCAGCAAAAAUGAUCUGUUGCAUACGGUGGAUCGCCUGCAUCUGUCUCCGGUGGUAUGUAUGAUUUACAAUCCCGUGUUCGAUUGUGUAGUCAGCGCCGAUUCCGACGGGAUGCUGGAGUUCUGGGCUGGUCCGAGCCAGAAUUACAGAUUUCCUCGUCUUCUUGACUGGGAGUACAAAUCGGAGACUGAUUUGUUCUGUCUGAUUGGAGCGAAAACCUCCGCCAUCAGUCUAACCGUCUCGUCCAAUGGCCAGACUCUGGCGGUCUUCUCCAUGGAUAGACGAAUUCGGCUUUUUCGAUUCAAUACAGGCAAACUUAUCCGGGUUUACGAUGAAAGUUUAGAACAGUACUCCAAACUGCAGCAGACAAAGCAGCUGCUUCCAAGCAUGGAAUUCGGUCGUCGAUUAGCACAGGAAAAGGAAUUGGAUCGCUCAGAAUUCAGACAAAGUUGCAACUUGGUAUUCGAUGAAUCGGGUAACUUCCUGACCUAUGCCACGCUUCUCGGCAUAAAAGUGGUUAACGUGGUCACUAACCGCGUGGUGCGCAGUCUCGGUGGUCCGGAAAAUCUGCGAUUCCUUCAAAUGACUCUCAUCCCACCCCGUGGUCUUUUGGCCACCUCGACCAGUGUGGGCACAGGCACCGGGGCCUCCUUAUGCACUCCCAGCCUGGAGAUGCUUGCGAUGGCGAGCGAAGACAGUGCGACUGGUGUGGCCAGUGGUGCUGGUGGCACCGCCGCGUCCUCAGUGGCCUCCCGCAACCCGGUGCUCGUGUGCACCGCAUUCAAGAAAAAUCGAAUUUACCUGUUUACCAAUAGAGAACCACACGACGUGAAAUCCGAGGGUGACAUGAUCACUUCAGGAUCCGCUGCGGAGCGAGACAUAUUCAACGAGAAACCCACGAAAGAAGAGGUGUUGGCUGCCACGCGUGAUUCAGCAACAGCUGCAUCACGUUUAGCUGGGAGCGCUAUUUUGCAUACAACGCUGGGCGACAUUCACAUCCGCCUUUGUCCUCGGGAGUGCCCACGCACGGUGGAAAACUUCGUCGGACACUCGAGGGCCGGUUACUACAACGGCCACAUUUUCCACCGUGUCAUCAAAGGCUUCAUGAUUCAGACGGGAUGUCCUCUUGGCACCGGGACUGGUGGCGAAUCUAUUUGGGGUGGCGAGUUCGAGGAUGAAUUCCAUCCAAGCCUUCGCCACGACCGCCCUUACACUGUCAGUAUGGCAAAUGCAGGACCCAACACCAACGGCUCCCAAUUUUUCAUCACUGUGGCUCCCACUCCAUGGUUGGACAACAAACACACAGUGUUUGGCCGAGUGAUCAAAGGCAUGGAGGUGGUCCAGAAGAUAUCCAACAUCAAAACGCAUGGGAAGAGCGACAAACCCAUAGAGGAUGUGAACAUCAUCAGCGUGACCAUCAGGGACUUGGGGGCUGGCAUUUGAUGGACUCCACAUAUUCUGGCCAACCUAUUGUAUUUUUACGCCAUACUCUGAUGUAUUUGUACAGCAAUACCGGAUUAUUUCUACCGUUGCAUC